UCUUUUCUCGUUUUGGUUAUUCUUAAUAUCUCUGUGCCUGUAUCGUCUUGAUUGACUAAGCUUUGGAUUCUUUGUUUUGGGGAACUAGAAGCAAAAUGUAGAAAAAAAAUUGCUUUGUUUUAUUUUCAGGAAAAGGUUCUUUCAAUUCCUCUCGAAAUUUUAUCGAGAAGCAAGUUGGAAACAUGAAAAAAAACGGUAGCUAAAAUCCCAUGGAAAUUAGCUUGAGAAUUACCCUUUCAUUUUUGAUUUGAGACAUUGAAGAAAUUAAUAGGCUAAUAGUUCUCUAAUCCCUCCUAUCUGAUGGGAAAUUUUGAAAUUCAAUGUUAUAGUUUCCGAAACUUAGAUUUAAUUUAACUUAAGAGAAACAAAAAUUGUUCUUCAAACUAGUUGCUGUACUGUAUUGAGUCUAUUGACUUUGUUACUAGAGUUGAUAAUGCUCCAGUUUUGGCUCGGCCACGUCUCAUCGACGACGGGAGGGGUCUGUCAGUGGGGGCUGCUUGGAAGCCUCAUAUUUUGGUUUGAAGAGUUGUACAAGUUUAAUUGUUUGCUGGGUUUCAAACUUUCAUGUUUCACCUGAUUUUAACCUAACAGAGCAGAACCUGUACGUUGUAGUUUGUUCUUUGAUUGUUUGUGCUUCACCUAAACCGACCUGAUUUCGUCUAAAAUCGUAAAUUUUUGUCACCAGUAGGGUCAAAAUGGUAAUUUGAAUUGCAGCUAGGGUAAAGGGCAGUUGUCAAAAAUGAGGCAAUUAAUGUGAUAGGGAAAACUCCAAAUUAAAAAACAAGGGGUUGAAGUGGAUCGGCUAAAAGGUCCUGCUAACAAAGGCUAAAGUUAAGGAAUACGUAAUUACUCUCUCAUGACUCAUGAGUGGAAUUGUUUAUUUUUUAAACUUUUCCCUAAUGGACUUUUACCUUUUUGUAGUUUUACUUCAUAUCUAGAUGUCAUUUUCAAUGGAAAUAUCAAGGCCUAAAUGUUUACAUAUGUUCAGUUCUUUAUGCUUUUUUUUUUUGUGCUCAAUAGUUCUUUAUACUUUUAUACUUUAGCAAAGGAUUUUGGGAAAAGAAAAUGAAGGAUUCAACAGCACUGUUGAAGUGUUGGACUUAAAGCAUCUUAAGUGGAAACUAAACUCUCAAAGCAUGUUUUCAGGCCCGAACAAAAAGGGCUAAUUCAUCUUAGGAAGAGACAUGGAACUGAAGAAGUUCAAAUAGAACCUGAGAAAGGUCAAGAGUGUCCUAGUGGUUAAUCUGAGUUUCUAGAACAGAUCCAUGGCCUGCAAGCAAUAUUAUGCUCAGGAAUGGAAGACCGUACCCAGCGCUUCGACAUCUGAGAAUUUAAAUGGUAGUUUUGAUUGCAACAUUUGCUUAGACUUUGCACACGAGCCGAUUGUCACUCUCUGCGGCCACCUCUACUGCUGGCCCUGCAUCUAUAAGUGGCUUCAUGUCCAGAGUGCCUCCCUUGCUGCAGAUGAGCACCCACAAUGCCCAGUUUGCAAAGCUGAUAUAUCCCAUACCACCAUGGUGCCGCUUUAUGGUCGGGGCCAAUCUGAAUCUGAGCUUCAAGGCAAGGCGCUUUAUAGGGGUAUGGUGAUACCCCCUAGACCACCAGCCUGUGGUACCCAAGCACUUUUAUCAACUACAUCCCCGAAUGGUCAGCAGCUUCCUUAUCGUAAUCCUUAUCAAAAUCAAAAUUACAACCCCCAUGCUUACUAUGAAGAAGAUUCGUCCUCACCAUUGCUUAACCUCGGAGGCACCACAGUGACCGGAUUUCAUCAUCCAGUGGUUGGGAUGUUCGGAGAGAUGGUAUAUGCAAGGGUGUUUGGAAACUCGGAAAGUUUACACCCUUAUCCAAACUCAUAUUACCUAACGGGGAGUGGUAGCCCCAGGUUGAGAAGGCAUGAGAUGCAAGCUGACAGGUCGCUAAAUAGACUUUCGAUUUUCCUCUUCUGUUGUUUUCUUUUGUGCCUCAUCGUAUUUUGAGCUUCGUAUAUUUACCCCCGUCAUUUUUGUAUACUUUUGUAAAAAGAAUCACAAUGUGAACUUAUGGUAUAGUUAGAUGAGAUCAUAUUAUAUGAUAAUUAAGCGAAUCAAUGCUUGCCCUAUCAAAUUAUUGCCUUAUGGA
Messenger RNA from Theobroma cacao (cacao), 2118 nucleotides. The record is from RefSeq and is a predicted model, not a curated record. Lineage: Eukaryota; Viridiplantae; Streptophyta; Magnoliopsida; Malvales; Malvaceae.